AUGUAUGAAACAUCGGCGAAACACUCACAUCAUUCAAAUAUACCACUAAUUAUUAAUAGUGAAGCAGGAGAAUCUAUUAAAAGCACCAUCUACUUAAAAGGAUUGAAACCUUGGAUUUCACAUUUUCCAAUAACAACUGUCCCAUCAUCUAAUGAAUUUAAAAUCAAACAAGCAGUUCCCGGUAAUCGACAAGUGAUCGUCACUUGGGAUAAAAUACCUGAAGCAAUAGGGUAUGUUUUAAAAUAUAGUUUGGGUUCUAAUAUAUAUGUAAUUGGUCUUGAUCCUGAGACUACUUCAUAUACAGUUAUUGGUCUUGAAAAUGGUUCAACUUAUUAUUUUAAAGUGAUGGCCCGUUCAACAACUGUUAUAAUGGUCGAAACAUCUACAAUCUUAGUCAAAGUUGGUCGAACGAGUGGAUUACAAUCUCAUCAACUUGGACUUCUAGUAAAUGAUAACGAUCCAGAUAGUAUAGCUGUAGCCGAAUACUAUCGAAUACGUCGUCUAAUUCCUUCGGAGAAUAUCGUUCAUCUCAGUUUGCCGAAAGUAACCAGAUUGACUGCUAACGAAUUUACACCAUUGAAAAACAAAGUUGAUGAACUGAUGCCACCAACUGUUCAAGCUUUGGCAUUGGCAUGGACAAUCCCUUAUGCUGUUGAAUCGAUGAUGCUUGCAGGAAAGAAUGUUGAUCAAGUUAAAGCUUUGAUCGAUCGUGGAAUUGCAUCUGAUGGAACACAACCGACUGGUUCUGCUUAUAUUAUGAACACAACAGAUUCUAUUAGAAGUGUUCGUGCCAAAGUCUUUAUUAGUUAUUAUUUAGGAAAAACGAUCAGUCCACAUGUCAAUGUUCAACUUCUGCAAGCUAACUCAAUUUCUGGAACUACGGAUGUACUAUUCUAUUUCCAAGGUUUACAUGCCGUUAACGACAUCACAACAAAUAAAUAUCCACCAGGUGCGGUCGCCGAUCAAUUGACAUUAUACGGUGGAAUGCUCACUGAUUCUGGAUCACAUAUGUCUAUUCUAGAAUUUAUUGCUGCUGGUUUUACAGGUUCAUUCGGCACAGUCAGUGAACCAUGUUCCUGGACUCAAAAGUUUCCUAAUCCACAAUUUAUGAUACAACAUUACACCAAAGGUGAAACUCUAAUUGAAUCCUAUUGGAAAAGUAUUCUACAAGUAUUUCAAGGUGUGUUCGUCGGAGAACCAUUGGCUAAUCCUUGGAGACAAUAUAUUUCUUAA
This is a messenger RNA of Rotaria sp. Silwood2, 1233 nucleotides long. NCBI's taxonomy places the organism in Eukaryota, Metazoa, Rotifera, Eurotatoria, Philodinida, Philodinidae. The record is from the annotation of a GenBank genome assembly.